Messenger RNA from Colletotrichum truncatum, 1233 nucleotides. Its product is annotated as mucin. The record is from RefSeq and is a predicted model, not a curated record. NCBI's taxonomy places the organism in Eukaryota, Fungi, Ascomycota, Sordariomycetes, Glomerellales, Glomerellaceae.
AUGCCGUACAACACUCGACGAAAGUCACUGUCCCUGCCCUCCCUGGGUAUUCAUGUUCCUGGAAGCCACGCGAGCCGCGUCCCUUCAACCGCCACUUCGAGUCGAAAUACCCCCGACAAUACAUCGAGACGUGUUUCCAUUGUAUCAACAACCAUAGUAUCUCACCCCAACAAGAGACAGAAACGAUCUCACCAAAAUGAGGCGGCUGGGCGUAGGGUUGACUCCUCCAAAGGGCCCGACGAACAGGCGAUGUUGGAGCACACGCCUCCGCCAUCGCCUAUAACCGACGAGUCAAUGGAGUUACAACACACCGCCAGCAUCGCGGCAGCAUCAAGAAAGAGAAACCAAGAAGGUAUCAACGACGAGAUCGUCGAGGCUGUUAUUGCGCAGUUACAAGCGACGGCUAAUCGGCCACAUCUGGUGAAAGAGCUUGCAACCGUCUUGUCAAAACAAUUGUCAAUUGUUCAACACUCCGCAAAUCCUUGUGCUAUAAUCUCCUCCCGUCUUGCCGCCUACCUCAAGCGGUCGUCUUGGAGCGCCCUUGCGCCUUGUCCCCUAGCCAAGGAACUAGAAGUAGCACAUCCUCGGCGGACGUACUUCUACCUUACGACCUGUCCAAGACAACCUUUCCCCGCCGAUAUGGCGGUGCCCCUAAUCUUGCAGCGAUCCGUGAUUUCACCUUCAGUGUCCAGUGUCACAUCAGGGUCUGAUGAUGAAGAUGAUCUGGAUCUGCGCCGUAGGGAGUUGAGUCUGUCUCCAGAAGUUGAUCUUUCGUCCCCGGAGUUCGACGACGCAGACGACGACUUCGCCAUGCCCACAACGCCUGUUGGGUCACUUCCCAAUACCCUGCGGCAUGACAGGAGUCACCGCAGUGCGUCACCACCUCUCGAAAAAGACGAAAGAGAAUUUACCCAAACUGCCGACGUACUCCAGAAGCGGAAGCUAGCCCGAGAUUUUCCGCUGGUUGUUGCAGGAGAGCACUGUGCUGUCAGCGGCUAUGACCAGGCGCGCGAUGAUGCCAUAUUCGACGAGAAGCAGAACAUUACCGUGAAUGGCGGCCCUGCUCCUAUGCAUUUCAUCACUAGUCCUGCCGUUAAGGCAUCACUUCCCUCCAGCACUAAAAGAGACGCUGAUGGCGACAGCUGGUUGAAGCUUGGGACAUUACUAGAGUGGGAUCAUAGCCCAGAGAACAUUGAACUCGACGAGCUUGACUGUUUACUGGACUCGUGUUGA